GCAGGGCGUUUUGCAUUGGCGGCGUCGUUUUAUGCUUCCGCAGCCUAUGAAACCUAAAAUGAUCAUUUGCCUUCAGAUAAAAGAGAACCAGAGCUGGAAAACCGUUAAAGAAAGCUUGUCUAGCCAUUGACGGGGAUUGGAUAAGGUUAUUGAUUUACUCGUCCAAGGCCUCUGCUCUUAAUCCAGGUAGAGUAUUCUAUCACUGAACUGCCGUUUCAAUUUCCAAACUCAUCUCUUUAUUUAUAAAGUGAGUGGUAGUUCUUGUAAUUCUAUGUAAGACUGCGCACAAUGUACUCUAACCUGACAAAGAGCCAAGUUUUUCCUAUUGUUAUUAGAUUUUCUUCACAAACCAAAUGUAGCCAACAGUUUCAUACCUCAAAAACCCAAUCUUUACCAAUUGGGUCUUGUCCAAAACCCUCACUAAACCCUUCCUUAAUUUGUACCACCCAUAAAGCUCUCCACUUUCACCAUAAGUCCUUAACAAUUAGCAGUGUGGAAAAACCAGGAUGAGAAGUGCUAUACAGUGUUGUUUUUUGCCAAGAGCUAGAAGCUCAUGGAGUUUGCAUUCGAAAAGAGUUGGUGAAGAAAGAGAUUUAACUAGAGCAGAAAAAUCUUUACCUUGGUUAUCCUCAGAGAAAGUGAAUGAAAAGAAAGGGUCACAUAAAGUGGAAAUUGAGAAGACUAAUGGUCGUUCUUCUUGGGAGGAAUCGUUGGAUAGAUUGAAGAAAGAGAAUAAUCGUUCCUCUUGGGAGGAAAGACCAAAAAGGUCGGAGGUGACAGUAGGAAAAACUGGACAGUCCUCGUGGGAGGAAUCUGGUGAAUCCUUUUUGGGAAAAAGAGGUGCUCAGUCACUGGAUAUUAGACACAGGAAGGUAGGCAUGAUGAGGGAUCAUCAUAAUGGUAACCAUGGCAGAAGGGAUGAAAGCAAUGAAGAAAAAGGAGUAAGAGAAGAGGAUGAGGUUGUCCAUGAUCCAAGAUGGGAUAAGAUUAAGAGUAGAUUUAGAGAAAUGGUGGAUGUAGAACUUGGGUCUGAGAAACCAGAGUUUCGAAGAUGGAAUAAACAGGAAAGUUGGGGUAGAAAAACAUGGAAAGAGGCUACUGAAUCAACUUUACCUAAGAUGGUUGGUGAAGGGGUUUAUGGGGUGGGUCCUGUUUUGGCUGCAUUGUCAGCUGGAAGAAGAGAGUUCUAUGCUUUGUAUGUCCAAGAAGGAUUAGAUUUGAGUAGUAAUAAUAGGAAAAAGAAAGAUAAGAAAGGGUUUGAAAAAGUGUUUAGGAUGGCUGAAAUACUUGGGUUAAGUGUAAAAGAAGUUUCAAAGCAUGAUCUCAAUAUGGUUGUUGAUAACCGCCCCCAUCAGGGUUUGGUGCUAGAUGCUUCUCCAUUAGAGAUGGUGAAAAUAAAGGAAUUGGAUCCUGUCUCAAAUGACGAAGAGAAAGGUUCUCUUUGGGUAGCUUUAGAUGAGGUUACUGAUCCUCAGAAUUUGGGGGCAAUAAUUAGGUCAGCUUACUUCUUUGGAGCCUCAGGGGUGGUGCUAUGUGCAAAAAAUUCAGCCCCAUUAAGUGGUGUUGUGAGCAAGGCAAGUGCUGGCUCACUUGAACUAAUGGAGCUUAGAUAUUGCAAGAAUAUGAUGCAGUUUUUAGAUUCAUCAGCUGAAAAUGGUUGGCGGGUUCUUGGGGGUUCUGUUUCUUCUAAAGCUGUUCCCUUGAAUGAACUUUUGCCAGGUGUACCAACCAUCCUUGUCUUAGGCAGUGAAGGCACUGGCUUGAGGCCUUUAGUAGAGAGAUCAUGCACUCAGUUAGUUAGGAUUCCUGGAAACAUUCCUGUGGACAUAGCAGCCAGAGAGCUCGAUGAUACUGAACCUGCAGAAGUAGAUUCUGGGAACUCAGGCGAGGAGUUUCGGUCCUUUUUGGCUGUGGAGAGCUUGAAUGUCAGUGUUGCAGCAGGUGUGUUUCUUCACAAUUAA
Messenger RNA from Durio zibethinus, 1961 nucleotides. NCBI's taxonomy places the organism in Eukaryota, Viridiplantae, Streptophyta, Magnoliopsida, Malvales, Malvaceae. The record is from RefSeq and is a predicted model, not a curated record.